UCGCGCCUCCACGCGAUGAUGAGGGCGGUACGUUUGCGUGACGCAUGGUUGCCGCAGAAACGCUCCGCUCCCCCUGCGCGGUGCGGUUCGCAGUGGAGCGGCCGGGAGGCGCCUGUCACCUUCAGCGCGAGCCGGAGCGGGCGGAGACGCUGCGGCGGCGGGGCCGCCAUGGUGCUAAUCAAGGAGUAUCGUGUCAUUCUGCCUGUGUCUGUGGAGGAGUAUCAAGUGGGACAGCUGUAUUCUGUGGCAGAAGCCAGUAAAAAUGAAACUGGUGGAGGUGAAGGAGUGGAGGUUCUGAUGAAUGAACCCUACGAGAGAGAUGGAGAACGUGGUCAGUACACACACAAGAUCUACCAUUUACAGAGCAAAGUGCCGUCAUUUGUGAGAAUGCUGGCCCCAGAGGGAGCCCUGAACAUACACGAGAAAGCCUGGAAUGCAUACCCCUACUGCAGGACUGUUAUUACAAAUGAGUACAUGAAAGAUGACUUUCUGAUCAAAAUUGAAACCUGGCACAAACCGGACCUUGGAAUGCAGGAGAAUGUUCAUAAACUAGAGCCAGAUGUAUGGAAGAAUGUAGAAGCAGUUUAUAUAGACAUUGCAGAUCGGAACCAAGUGCUCUCUAAGGAUUACAAGCAGGAAGAAGACCCAGCAAAAUUUAAAUCUGUCAAGACUGGACGUGGCCCUCUGGGCCCCAACUGGAAGAAAGAGCUGGGGAAACAGACAGAUUGUCCGUACAUGUGUGCUUACAAACUGGUAACAGUCAAGUUCAAGUGGUGGGGUCUGCAAAAUAAAGUUGAGAACUUUAUACAGAAGCAAGAGAAACGUCUUUUCACAAAUUUCCACCGGCAGUUGUUUUGCUGGCUUGAUAAGUGGGUUGAUCUGACUAUGGAGGACAUUCGCAGGAUGGAGGAGGAGACCAAGAAACAGCUGGAUGAGAUGAGAGAAAAAGAUCCUGUGAAAGGAAUGACAGCUGCAGAUGACUAACGUGGCUUCCUCCUUGUGCACUUUUGCAAGACAGUCAGCAGGAAGGCCCAGAGACUCCACCCUCUUGACCAAUGGACCAUCUCUGGAUCAAGCCUUUCUAUAUCCAAUCGGCAGGCGAUUUUAAAUCUCCCAUAGCUAAUUCUAGAUGCCCUUUAAUAUUGUGAGCAAAUAGACAGUCUGGUACUAAGCACUCCAGUGUUAGCACGUAUGUGAAGGAGGCAGCUCCUUGGAGACGUGUGACUUAUAGAUUGCUGUAUUUAUGACUCCUCCCUCCUUUUUUCAUUGUGUUCAGACCAAUUUCCAUGUGUCCCUGUUUGAUUUCCAAGUGGCAUUUUUAGCUGAAUUAGUCUUGUGAUGUG
Molecule: messenger RNA, 1343 nt
Organism: Chelonia mydas (Green sea turtle)
Lineage: Eukaryota; Metazoa; Chordata; Testudines; Cheloniidae
Gene: PITPNA
Product: phosphatidylinositol transfer protein alpha
Biological process (GO): phospholipid transport
Cellular component (GO): cytoplasm
Molecular function (GO): phosphatidylcholine binding; phosphatidylinositol binding; phosphatidylinositol transfer activity
Source: RefSeq, a predicted model, not a curated record